This is a messenger RNA of Cyprinodon variegatus (sheepshead minnow), 983 nucleotides long. RefSeq names its product olfactory receptor 11H6-like. Bases 10 to 945 code for a protein of 311 amino acids. Gene Ontology annotation, molecular function: G protein-coupled receptor activity; olfactory receptor activity. Gene Ontology annotation, biological process: G protein-coupled receptor signaling pathway. NCBI's taxonomy places the organism in Eukaryota, Metazoa, Chordata, Actinopteri, Cyprinodontiformes, Cyprinodontidae. The record is from RefSeq and is a predicted model, not a curated record. The transcript has a single exon. Gene Ontology annotation, cellular component: membrane.
CAAGAAAAAAUGAAUGUUUCAAUAAUUUCAGUGUUUUUUCUUUCAGGUUUGAAUGAAACAAGUCGGAAUCAGAGAUCAGCUUUAUUCUUCCUCAGUUUGCUGUGUUACUGCACAACCAUCUUGGUAAAUGUUUCUCUUAUUCUGAUCAUCAUCUUUGACAAAGCACUACAUGAACCAAUGUAUAUUCUUCUAUGUGCGUUUUGCAUUAAUGCACUUUAUGGAACAGCAGGUUUCUAUCCUAAAUUUCUGUGGGAUCUGCUUUCUCCUGUUCAUGUCAUCUCUUAUUCAGGGUGUCUUUUGCAGGCUCAGUUGUUGUACUCCUUUGCCUGCAGUGAUCUGUCCAUCCUUGCUCUUAUGGCAUAUGAUCGGUAUUUGGCUAUAUGUCGUCCAUUGGAAUACCACUGUGUCAUGUCAGUACAAAGGGUCAUUAAGCUGGCAUGCUCUUUUUGGUUAACAUCAUUUUUCAUUGUUGCAGUCAACAUUUUUCUUACAUCCAGACUGAAGUUAUGCAGUCCAUACAUUAACAGACUUUUCUGUGUGAACUUGGUGAUUGUGUCACUGUCAUGUAUUCCUAAAGAAACCGCUACUAACAGCAUUAUUGCAAACAUUACAAUAAUAAUUUAUAUUCUUCAUGGUUUCUUUAUUGUAUGGUCUUACAUGUAUAUCAUUAAAAGAUGUUACAAUUCUAUAGAAAACAGGGCAAAGUUUAUGCAAACUUGUGUGCCACAUUUAAUCUCUUUAUGCACUUUUUUUCUGACCAUACUUAUUGAAAUUGUUAAUGAUCGACUCGGAUCUAAAGAAUUACCUCAGCCUUUAAAAAACUUUAUUGCAAUAGAGGUUCUUGUCAUUCCUCCCCUGAUGAAUCCGCUCAUUUAUGGUUUUAAGUUGACCAAGGUCAGAAACAGAAUUAUUGAUUUUGUUACUUUUAAAUUCAAAUCAAUUUAAGGACACAUUUAGGAUGUAUUACUAAACAAUGCAUUCAU